AUGAACCGAGCCUGGGCCUUCAUCAAGGCUCACCCAUACAUGAGCAAUGUGGUGGGAUACACGGCACUGUUUGCCUCCGCCGACCUCGUACAGCAGAGCAUGCUGGGUGGGAAACCAGCUGAAGGCCACGAAUCAGAGAACUCCCCACAGCUCCAGAGUACAGCGAACAUUGACUGGUGUCAGACGACCAGAGUGGCAUCUGUAGGGUUUUGUUUCCAUGCCAACUUCAACUACCAUUGGCUGAGGUUGCUGGAGAGGAUGUUGCCGGGAGGCGGCGUCAAAAUAAUAACAGGGAAAGUUGUGUUGGAUCAGCUGAUUGCAGCUCCUGCCACUAUCAGUGCCUUUUUCAUAGGUCUAAGUGUGCUAGAAAACAAAGAGGAUCCAUUAGAAGACUGGAGGCAGAAAUUCUGGACUUCAUACAAGACUGGAGUCGUGUAUUGGUCCACAAUGCAGGCGGUGAAUUUUGCCCUGGUCCCCCCUGUGGCACGGACAGUGUUUGUCGGGGGCAUCGCACUAGUUUGGACUGUGUUCCUGUGCCACUUCAGACAGCAGCAGGGCCGCAGUCACUCAGGACCCUCAUCUCAGUGAUGCACAUCACUCCACUAGACCAGAAUAUUUGUG
Molecule: messenger RNA, 621 nt
Organism: Myripristis murdjan (pinecone soldierfish)
Lineage: Eukaryota; Metazoa; Chordata; Actinopteri; Holocentriformes; Holocentridae
Product: mpv17-like protein
Exons: 4
Coding region: 1-588 (195 amino acids)
Biological process (GO): mitochondrial ribosome assembly
Cellular component (GO): membrane; cytoplasm; mitochondrion
Source: RefSeq, a predicted model, not a curated record